Molecule: messenger RNA, 489 nt
Organism: Fusarium vanettenii 77-13-4
Lineage: Eukaryota; Fungi; Ascomycota; Sordariomycetes; Hypocreales; Nectriaceae
Exons: 1
Coding region: 1-489 (162 amino acids)
Source: RefSeq, a predicted model, not a curated record
AUGCCUCUCCCCAUCGUUCACAUCAACGGCUUCCCGGGCAUUGGUAAGCUUACCAUUACCCGCAAGCUCGUCACCCUACUUGCGCCUUACAACGGCAAACUCGUCCAUAACCACCUGCUCAUCGACCCAGCCUGUGCCGUCCUGCCACGCUCUAGCUCUGACUACCAGCCCUUACGGCGCGCCAUCCGGGACGCCAUCUUCAACACCCUGGCAGUUUCCCGUGACACUUUCGACUCCGUCUUCGUCUUCACCGACUUCCAGUCUGACGACGACGUCGGUCGCGCUGUAAUGGCCGAGUACCGCGCCAUGGCGGCUCGCCGAGGUUGCACCUUUGUCCCCGUCACCCUCACGUGCGGUAAGGAGGAGAACCUACGCCGACUGACCUCCUCUGAGCGGGCUUUGCACGGCAAGCUGACGGAUGCGGAGCUGGUGUCGCACAUCCGUGACAACGCUGUGAUACACCAGUCACCAAGGACCCCUUUCAGGUAG